AUGGGCUCGCACGGCUGGGCCCCGCGCCAGGCCUGCGAGUUGGGUUCCCUGGCGCGCAACAAGGGCGCCGCGGCGGACACGCAGCUCAGAGGACGCACCCCCAGAUUCCAGCGGGGACGCAUCGUGACGCACCUGGCCGCGGCCCAAAGGUGGGCCACCUUCGCGAGGCUCGGCUGCCAGGGCUGCAAGGGCGCGCUCCUCCUCGUUGAAGACGACGAAGUCCACCUGCUGAUCCCGCUCGAGGCUUCCGACGACGACCUCUACAUAGUCCACCCUCAACAGGAAGGGACCGACAGGUUCGGCAUCGACGCGGCCGCCGUGAAGUCGUGGACCGAGGCCGCCACAGAAGAAAUGACCUUGCCGAUUCGCCUUCGCGGUGUCCCUAGGCCUGCUGACGGGGGCGCGUUUGGCCGCGGGGCCGCAGCGCGCGGUGCGGGUCCUUCUGCAGGAAAAGGGCCACCAGUCGAGACGUGA
Prorocentrum cordatum is the source of this 474-nucleotide messenger RNA. The record is from the annotation of a GenBank genome assembly. Lineage: Eukaryota; Dinophyceae; Prorocentrales; Prorocentraceae.